AUGGAAUCACAGAUAGCGCCAGAGUCAGAGAGCGACGAUGAUUCCCUGUCUUCUACCUACAGCGCCGCUCUCAUUGAUCCAGAUAUUGAGGCCGUGGCUCCCAACUCCUUCAUGGACGUUUGUGGCGUUCUGAUCCCGCUUCCUGUCCCGAGAGGCUGGCUUGAGAUGCACUGUCACAACUGCAACGCAAAUACAGACGAGGCUGGCAACUACUUUAGCGGAAUCUCAGGCUUAUGGUCUCACCUUUCGCAGUGUUGUUCCAAGAUUGGAAGUUUGCUUCCUGAGGACGGCUACGACUAUGUUAGGGCCUUAUGCGUCAAAAGAGAGCUAAGCAAUGAAGAGGGUGAGGCUGUUCGCGCCAAUCCAACCCUUAUCCCUCGGUUGGGUCCUCGCGGUAUUUUAAGAGGCGAUGACGAUUUUGUCCCAAAUACAUACGUGGAUCCUGUCGCCAAAAGAGAUUCUAACCUAGAUCUGGACCAUCUGUACUCCUGUCCCGUGUACGUGCGGCACGGUGGGCAAUGGUUAAAGCUCUGCUGCUACAAGUGUAAGGCUGUUAAAGAUGCUGCCGGCCAAGUUUUUGAAACCUUGAUGCCAUCCGAGAGCAUAUUCUUCUUGAGCAUUACGUGGAGCCUCCAAGAUCUCGCGAAGAGCCCAGAAAGCCAGAUCAGCGUUGCGACGCAGGUUCAAGGUGGGGAGAGUGAAGGGAACUUGGCUACCAAAGGUGAUGAAGCCAAUGGAGAAAAAAAAGAGCGGAUCACCUUCGCAACAUGGCAGAGCGCUUUUUGCAAAACACGCAGAAACUCCCUCUGCGUCGGAGACACGCUCUCGGAGUUAUCCACGUCCGAACCACCUAGUGACAGCGAUGCCGCACCGCAUCGUGGGGACGGAGUCAUUUACAUCGAAGACGAAGCUGUGUCCUUCGUCGUUGUCGGCGACACCAUCCAGCAUCUCGAGUGUUGCCCCAUCUACAUCCGUUGGCAUGGGCAAUGGUACAAGUGCUCCUGCCCGGAGUGCCGCGCCAACUGCAACACAGCUGGCGAGUACUUCAAAGACUUCGCCGAAUUUUACGAGCACGUUGAGCGGUGCGAUCCUAACAUCAGAUUCGCGCCUAAAGAAUCUCGAUUCGAACGCUUUGCGAGAUGUUCGGAAAGGGUAGGGGAGGACGAAGUCAUAGGCGUUGCAGAGGGAACGGUGGAUGUAGCGAAAGUGAUAGCAAGCAUUUAG
Verruconis gallopava is the source of this 1224-nucleotide messenger RNA. RefSeq lists its product as uncharacterized. The transcript is spliced from 3 exons. Bases 1 to 1224 code for a protein of 407 amino acids. Lineage: Eukaryota; Fungi; Ascomycota; Dothideomycetes; Venturiales; Sympoventuriaceae. The record is from RefSeq and is a predicted model, not a curated record.